Molecule: messenger RNA, 846 nt
Organism: Guyanagaster necrorhizus
Lineage: Eukaryota; Fungi; Basidiomycota; Agaricomycetes; Agaricales; Physalacriaceae
Exons: 8
Coding region: 56-679 (207 amino acids)
Biological process (GO): protein folding; negative regulation of apoptotic process
Cellular component (GO): endomembrane system; mitochondrial envelope; cytosol
Molecular function (GO): protein folding chaperone; protein binding
Source: RefSeq, a predicted model, not a curated record
CGAUUCUGCCUUUGGCAUACUGCGUUCGACGUGAAAGACGUAAAAUAGCCCGGCGAUGUCUUCUACCACCGAUAAAUUAGAAACGGGAAAGCAGCACAAGGAGACGGGCGAUCAGGCCUUCAAGAAUAGGGACUAUAAAGCAGCAUUGACCGCAUAUUACAUGGCUUUAAUGUAUCUUCAAGGGCUCGACAAGAACGCCAUUCCUGGCAUGUCGGUCAAUCCUUCUCGAGAGGAAGCGGAAAAUUCUGACAAGAAACUAUCCGAGAUCGAUGAGAUUAUAAGCAAGAUUUAUGGCAACAUGUCGGCGUGCCACUUCUCUCAACAGAACUGGAAACGUACGAUCGAGACCGCAGACAAGGCGCUCGCAAAAAACGAGAAGAAUUAUAAAGCCCUCUUUCGAAAGGGGAAGGCAUUGGGUGAACAAGGAUAUAGCGAGAGAGCUAUCAGGGUUCUGGAAGACGUGAAGAAGAAGAACCCAGAAGACGGACCCAAAGCCGACGCCGAGAUCGCGCGUCUUAAUGCGAUAGAUAAAGCACGCGCCAAAGUCGAGCGACAAAAGUUGAAAGGCUUCUUGACACGAGAGCGAGAGCCAAAGUUGAAAUCAAAGUCGACGACGACGACAGACCCCGAGGAAGUGAUCGAAAGUAUCGUAUCCCCUGCCGUUGCGGGCUUGUCCUAACUAUAUUGUCUCCUUCCUUGGUCUUUCAUUCUGUUGUUCAUGUUCUGAUGUCGCAAAUGUAUUUUCAGCUCCCUGUUUUCAAAGAUCAUCAAUGUAUCACACGAACUACACAAGUGCAUAAUACAGUUAUAUUAUUAUGAAAAACUUCUCCUUUACUUCUGGAUCUG